Closterium sp. Yama58-4 is the source of this 4167-nucleotide messenger RNA. The record is from the annotation of a GenBank genome assembly. NCBI's taxonomy places the organism in Eukaryota, Viridiplantae, Streptophyta, Zygnematophyceae, Desmidiales, Closteriaceae.
AUGGGAAAUGGAGGAUGGCGACUGCGCGGUCAACAGUUGGCCCAUGGUGAUCUCCUCUCACAUCCAUUUGCUCCCCAAAUCUCCUUCUCUUCGUUCUUGCUCGACUUACCACCUUCUAAAAUCUGCAGGUUUUCACCACUAGAUGACUUCCUGCAUUCUAAUAGCUUUCGAGCUCGGCUGAUAGCGAUGGCUGACGGGCGUGUGUGCGUGUUGUCCCCUGGCGUGCAUGGCGCGCAGUUCGACGAUCAGGUGUGGGAGCAAUUCGAGGACUACGACGAACUCGCCGCGCCGCACGCUCACAGGGACGCCGCGGGUGUCGUUGGCGCCAGCUGCGACGCGUCGCACGCUGCGAGAUUGCGACAGGUCGAGGGUGGAGAAUCUGACGGCGGCCGCGAGGGCCUGUCUUCUGGCCGCCUGGUUGACGACCCGCGAGGGGCGCGCGAGUUGGCAGGCUGCGAGGGAGCACGAGGGGACGCGCGUGGCGGGAACGGACACAGUCCUCAUGCGCGCGCGGACCAUAGCGCCGCUUGCGCCUUCCCGCGCGCCGAGCUACCAAGCUCCCCGGACAGGCGAGGCGGGGCUUGCGCGGACGCGAUGGCGGACGGCAUGGCAAGUGAGCCGUGGGGUCACGAGCACGCGAGCCACGUGGAUGAGCUGAUGAGGUCCGCCUAUGCCACGGACGCGCUUUCUUUUCCCUCCGCGGACCUUCUUCCCCUCCCCAGCGCGGACCCUCCCUCCCCGUCUUCCGCGGACGCGCUCCCCCAUCUCACGCGCGCCGACCUGCACUCGUGGUGGGGCCCCGCCUCCGACCCCUCCGUGCCGCUGCCGCCCGCCCCCGCGCUGCUCGAUGCCGCUUGCGCCUUCCCCUCCGCCGGCGCCGCCGACGAGCGCUGCCGCGAGGAGGAGCGGCGGGCGGCGCAGGUGUGGGCGGUGGAGGAGCUGGAGGCGGAGCAGGAGGAGGGGGGCGACCACGCGGAAUGGGGGGAGCGCGCGGAGGGCGAUGGAGGGGCGAAGGCGGAAGGCGCUGUUGCCUCAGACGCGGACAGCAAGGGGGCCGCGAGAGCAGGGCUUGCGAGCAAUGGUGGUGCUGCUGCUGCGUGUGUGGCACAGGUGCGUGCUUGCAAUUCAUGCUUCCAUGCUGCGAGUGUCGCGCGCGCCGUUACCUUACUCCCUCACAUGCAUGCUGGCACGGCGCACACCACGCCACGCACGGCAGGAUGGCGGGCCCACAGCUCCGCCCCGCACACGGCAGUGGCGGACGGCGCGCCGUCAUGGGAGGGUGGCUCCAGCGCUGCGCCUGCUGUGAGCGUGAGCGCGGGCGCGGCAGCUGAGGCUGGCACUCCCAGAAGCUCCAGCCCCGGUGGCUCCUCGCGCUGCCUCUCACAGGCGAGGCGGAGAGCAGCGGUGCGCAGGAGGAGGGAGGGCGAGCAGCGCACCACGGCGUCCAGAAAGCUGCCUCUGGGCCAGCACGCCAUGCCCUUCCCCUCGCUGCCGCACCACUUCCCCAACUACUGCCCGCCCUUCUUCGCUCCGCACGCCCCCCACAUGUCCGCUGCACCGCUCCUGCCACUCGCCUCAAGCCAGCCCGCCACUGCUCGCGCUGCCUCCGCCGCUCCCACUCCCUCGCCCGCGCCUUACCUCUACCCUCGCCCGCCCUCCCACGCCCUCCCCAUUCCCCCCUGCCCUGCGCCCACGCAUCUCUUCCGCUACUUCCCCCCCGCGCACCUGCCCCGCCUCCCCCACUUCCCCAACUACCCGCUCACCUCGCAGCCGCUGCUCCCCGCCUUCCCUUCCCGCCUCCUGCCUCCCGCGCACCCCUGCGCGCCGCCUCAGCGCCCCCCAGUGCGCGCCACGCCAUCACCACCCGCCACUGCCCCCCGCGCUGCUGCAGCUGCUGCGUCGCCCCACGCUGGCACAGGCGCCGUGGGCGAGCCUGGUGCACGCACAGGGGGGGCAGCGGGGACGGCGGGGACGGCAGGGACGGCGGGGACGGCAGGGACGGGAAGCACGAGUGCACUGAGGGCAGCAGCGGAGCAGCAGAAGCAGCAGCAGGCGCUGGGGCAAGCCAUGUUCGCCCUGCACCACCACCGCUCCGUGCUGCGCCAACAGCAGCACGGCGCUCACGCGCACGCAGAGCAGAGCGCGGGGAGCGUGGGGGCGGAGGCAAAGGCGGCGUGUGGGCCUCUUGGAGGGGCGAGGGGGGAGCGAGCAGGGACGAGCGCAGCAGCAAGUGGCGCGUGGCAGCAGCAGGCAGGGGGGGCUUGGCAACAGCAAGGAGGGGGGCCAUGCAGUGACUCGCAGUGCUCCGCGCUGCUCGCUUCCUCCUCUUCCUCCAGGCCGCCUGCUGCCUCCCCCUCGAUCUCCCUUUCCCCCGCUCCGCCACUUCGCCCCCCCGCUGCAGCCCGUGCGCCCACCGCCCCUGCGCCCACUGCAGGGCAAGCGGGGAGGGACAAAGCCGUGACACACGCGCCCCUCCCCGCUGCCUCCGCGUCACGCCCGUGCACCCCCCGCUCCCCAUCUGCCCUUCCCAUUGGUUCCUCCGUUCCCCCCUCGCUCUCACCCUCGUCAUCCUCCCUUCCCCCUCCAUCGUCCCCCUCCCCGCUCAAGCCCCCCAUGCCCGGAGGGGGCGAGGGGGCGGGCGAGGGCAUGGAGGCGGCCAUUCUGCACGAGCUGGAGAGCACCGUUGCCAAGCUGGCGGCGAGCAGCCGGCGGUUCAUUCACGAGGCGCUGCUGCGGCUGGCACGGAGCGCCAAGGGGCGCAGCACAGCGGGCGCAGGCGCUGCUGCCACCCACAGCAGCAGCGCUACUGGGGGAUUGACGCCGUCAAGUGGGGGCGAUGCAGGGCGGGGCGAGCAGGCAGUGACAGCAACGGAGACAGAGACAGGGGGAGGGACAGGGGUGGGGGCGGGGACAGGGUCGUCUGGGAUGAGUAGUGAUGAGGGGCGGAGCCAGUCGGAGCCUGGGACAGGUGGUGCUGGUGCAGCGGUGGCGUCGGCAUCAGAGGGGGCAGGGGAGGGGCGUGGGGAGGAGAGUGGGACGAACCGCAUCGACCGCGCCAUCGCCAACCUGCUCUUCCGCUCGCCCCUCCUCUUUGGCCCUUCCCGCCCCCCCUCCUCUGCUGCACUGCCACUGCCUGCUGCACCUGCAGCACCCCCUGGGCAUGCCACUUUACACCACUACCCCCUUCAAUUCUUCCUCGCCUCGCUGCCCGACUUGUCAACAAUUCUCAACCUUUUCCCCAAUAUCGACUUCGAAUCAGCAGUGGACACGUGGCAAGACGUUGCGUUCGCUCUCCAAGACAGCGUGGACGAGUUUCUCUACCUCGCCAGCCACCUGGCGCAGUCGCACGACCUUGCCGCCUUGUCGCCCGCGACUCUUGCGAUCAUCUACGUCGCAGGGCUGUUAACGAGCUUCGCGCCGUGCACGCUCAGCCUGCUGCCGCUCACCGUCGGCUUCAUCGCCGGUUUCGACUCCCCCCCACCCGCCCCCUCGCCCCCCCAAUCCGCAUCCGCCUCUCCCUCCUCUCCCCCGCCCUGUUGCUGCUCCGCCGACGACUCCCCCCCGCCACUCCCCGACGCGCCGUCCGCGCGCGCCGCCAGCGUGCCGGUCAACUGCUUGUUCUUCACGCUCGGCCUCGCCGCCACGCGCACCGCCAUGGGCGUGGCCGCCGCGCUCGCCGGCCAGCACGCCGUGGGCGACAUGGGCGGCGCGCUGCCCGCCGCCGUGUCGCUGGUGGCCAUGCUGGCGGGACUGCACCUGCUCGGCCUGCUGCCCGUUCGCCUGCCCGCGCCUGUGGCGGCGCGAGUCAGCCCCGCGGCGGUGAGCGCGAGGGUGCCUGUGGCGCUGCAGAUGGCGGCGGGCGGAGCGGCCUUCGCGUUCGUGGCGUCGCCUUGCUGCACGCCCGUGCUCGCGUCACUGCUCGCCUUCGUUGCAUCCACCAGGGACGCGGUGACAGGCGGAGCGCUGCUGCUGAGCUACACGAUGGGCUUCGCCACGCCGCUGCUGCUGGCUGCCUCGUGCACGGGCGCGCUCAAACAGAUCUCAGCCGUCCGUCGGUACUCGGGGUGGAUCAACCCUGCCAGUGGCGCGCUGCUGCUGGGCGGAGGGGCGUAUGUGUUUGUGGGGAAGGUGCUGCCUCAUGCUGCCGUCAUGUCAACCAUCAUGUGA